Maudiozyma saulgeensis is the source of this 2733-nucleotide messenger RNA. NCBI's taxonomy places the organism in Eukaryota, Fungi, Ascomycota, Saccharomycetes, Saccharomycetales, Saccharomycetaceae. The record is from the annotation of a GenBank genome assembly.
AUGUCUCCUGAACCAAAAGAAAAUCACGUACGUAAGAGACGUAAUCGUCGCACAGUGGUCUGCACAAAUUGUCGAAAGAGAAAGAGUAAAUGUGACAAACAAAAUCCAUGUAACACAUGUGCCAAAUAUGGAGAUAGUGAGACAUGUACAUAUGUAAGUGCUUCAGUUACUCAUACAAGAAUAUCUAAAAAAAAAGUAAAAGAUCGCCAACUUAAGAAGGAAAAAUCUUCUUCAUCAUUAACUCAAGGUUCUGCAACGCCUAUCAAUAUAAUUGGAUCAUCAUCUACAACACUCAGCUCCUCACAAAGAACAACAUCUAAUGAAGCACAGAUGCCAAAUCUCAUUCAAGAUCAAAUGUCUCAGAUCGCACCCACUAAUGUAAUACCAAUUGAACUGGAUAGUCGCAGCACUGAUUUUGUUGAUUUCAUUCCUUCAGGACAUUAUUUAGAGGCUAAAAGAUCAGCCACUACUAUAUUUUCACUAUUUACAGAUAUAUCUAUGGAACACCGUGAUCCAUAUUUAACAAGCAUGAUUCGAUUUAGAAGUAUAGCCAUUAAAAAGACAAUGAACAAAUUCCAAGAGACUACAAAAAUAAAAGGUAUCAAUCCGAAUUUGCCAAAUUCCUUCAUUCCAUUGUCAACAUUUGAUAGAGAUGACAUAGAGACUAAUAAGAUGAAUGAUCCAACCUCAGGUAACUUUUCUAGAUAUCACAAACAGCUUUUUGAAAAGUUUGCUAAAUAUAGAAAGGAUUCUAAAAUGAAAUGUUCAGACGAAGAAUAUCUGACAAAUAUUGUAUUACCAGAUAAGGAAUUAUUUAAAAAUGAAAUUAUACCAAUUUUCACAACACAUAUUCUACAUAUGAUGCCAUUUGUCAAUAUGAAUGUCCUUCAGCAUGAAAUUGACACGUUAUAUGAAGACGUUGAAAAAAACAAGAAAUUAGAUAUAAAGAAAUUUGAUCAUAUGGUAUAUUCAAUUGUACUUUUAAUUACUAUUCUUGUUCAAUUAUCUCUGAAAUUUCAAAAAACCUCUUUAACUUUGUUUACUAGUGUUCUUGCAUUAGAUACAACCAGAUAUAUUGCCAUCGUGAGUCAUUUUCUUUUCCAAAUGAAAGUACUUCGAAAAUGUACAUUACUACAAUUAUACUGCUUAAUGUUACUUCGUUUCUAUUUUUGGUGUGCACCUGAGGAUGGUGAUGGGACCGAAGCACAACACAAUAGAGUUUUGAUGGGUACAAUUAUAUCCAGUGCCAAAGAAAUGGGUAUAAAUUGGAGUUGCUUCUCUAAUGAAAAAUAUUUCUUUAAAAUAACUGAUGGAACGCGACCAUCUUUGGAAUAUUUGAAACCAGAAGAAUACAAAGAGAUAUUUAGAUCAAUGUGGGCUGUCAUUCUCUUUUGGGAUAGAAAAAUGGGUCUUAUUAAUGGGCAAGAAUGUUUUGUUGGGAAGACUUUCCCAGUUGAUUUGAUUAAAUUAGAACAUCUUCCAUCAUGGUACACCCGAGUGGUCUAUAUUGAUUCGCUGCUCUUGAAGAUUAAUGAUCUAAUUAAUGACAGUCCGUCUCGCAUAAAUAUUAACGCCCUUGAAACGUAUUACAACAAGGUGUCUAAUGAACAUAUGAAUUUGAAAGCUUCAGAUGAUAAGGGUCCCUUCCAAUUUACGAACGCUCUUGAUUUUGAAUUUGAAUGGAUGUUAGAUUUAUUCAAAUUAUCAAUAGCGCAUGCAAAAAUGAUUUCUUAUGAGUAUAGUAUCAAUGUUGUGAAAUAUCAUGAGUCAGCACAACAACUAUGGGAUCAAUUAGUUAUUAUUGCUCAAAAAUGUUAUAUUUACUUCUAUGAAUCCCAUAAACUGAAUAUAAAUCCUUUCAAUCAAUUCUAUAGCAAUAGAAUUGUUGAAAUCAUCUCAAACAAACUAUGUGUUCUAAUUCCAGCUUUUAUUCUUCGUUUUAGUAGAAUGAGUAAAUCAUUUGAGACCAGAAAACUUCUUUGUAAGUUUUUUUUUGCUGUAGCAUCCAUGUAUUUCAAUGAAUUUUCUGCUGAUUAUUAUAGAUGUUUUAGGAAGAUGUUUACGGCGAAGAUUGUUUACAAGAUUUUGGAUCGACCAGAAGAUAGAGACCCUUGGGAAAUUAUAUUACGGUUUCUUGUUGGUGAAUUAAAUUCAUCGAAACAGCAUGGUGAAGAAAAGGAUAGUAACAGAGAUACUUCAUUAAAGGAUUUAGUCCCACUCGUAUAUGAGAUGUCUAAAUUUUAUGAAAAUGAUCCUGAUUUGAAAAGUAGGACUGAUUUUGUUGAGAAAUGGAAUAACGAUAUUUAUCCUAUUGGUAAAUUUGAUACAAAUUUUUCCAUGAACUUCCGUGAAGAAAUUUUGACCUUAUUUUUGGAUGAUCGUUACCCCAAGGGAUUCAAUCUUUUUGCAUCGUUUUAUGAUAAUACAAGUUGUAAAUUAUCACAAGAUGUUGAUAGUAGUUUAAAACCACAGACAGAUGAUCAACUAAUUGUUAGAACGCCAGGUGCGUUGUUCUCUUUGAGUAAUAGUGAAUCGCCACUCUUUGAUUCUACUUCGAUAUCAACAAUGAGUGUAACUUCUACUAAUGGUGUAGAGUCCUCGACGGGACGUUCGCCUGGCAUGGGUAGUUUGAGUACUGAAGAAUAUAAUCAACAAAUGGAUAGACAGUUCGGUAAUCUAGAUUUAUUAGAUGAUAUAUUUGAUCCAUUAGAUUUUAUUUCUUAUUUUAAUUGA